Messenger RNA from Sphaeramia orbicularis (orbiculate cardinalfish), 2026 nucleotides. RefSeq names its product guanine nucleotide binding protein (G protein), alpha transducing activity polypeptide 1 (gene gnat1). The record is from RefSeq and is a predicted model, not a curated record. The transcript has 9 exons. Gene Ontology annotation, molecular function: G protein-coupled receptor binding; GTP binding; G-protein beta/gamma-subunit complex binding. Bases 148 to 1200 code for a protein of 350 amino acids. Gene Ontology annotation, biological process: adenylate cyclase-modulating G protein-coupled receptor signaling pathway; phototransduction, visible light; detection of light stimulus involved in visual perception. NCBI's taxonomy places the organism in Eukaryota, Metazoa, Chordata, Actinopteri, Kurtiformes, Apogonidae. Gene Ontology annotation, cellular component: heterotrimeric G-protein complex; cytoplasm.
ACUCAAACAUUCUCCAGUAUUUGCUGCAGGCAGUGGACGCAUCAGCUGCAUAGUUGGCGGCACCGGUCACAGUGUAGGCGAUCAGCCAGGACCUGCUUCCAUUUUUCCUGACUUUUGAGUAAAGGGGCCUAAGCCGGGAAAAGUAGGAUGGGGGCUGGAGCGAGCGCCGAGGAGAAACGCUCCAGGGAGCUGGAGAAGAAGCUGAAGGAGGAUGCCGACAAGGAUGCAAGAACUGUCAAGCUGCUGCUGCUAGGUGCUGGAGAGUCAGGCAAAAGUACAAUUGUCAAACAGAUGAAAAUUAUCCACAAAGAUGGUUACUCACUUGAAGAAUGCUUGGAGUUCAUUGUCAUCAUCUACAGCAACACUCUGCAGUCCAUCAUGGCCAUUGUGAAAGCCAUGACCACACUGAAUAUUAACUACGGCCACUCUGAUCAGGCGGAUGAUGCAAGGAAACUCAUGCAUCUUGCAGACACCAUUGAGGAGGGUACCAUGCCUAAAGAACUGUCAGACAUCAUUUUGCGUCUGUGGAAGGACUCUGGCAUUCAGGCGUGCUUCGACAGGGCCUCAGAAUACCAGCUCAAUGACUCUGCUGGAUACUACCUGAAUGACUUGGAGCGACUGAUUCAGCCAGGCUAUGUGCCCACUGAGCAGGAUGUGCUGCGAUCAAGAGUGAAGACCACCGGUAUCAUCGAGACCCAGUUUUCCUUCAAAGAUCUCAAUUUCAGAAUGUUUGAUGUGGGUGGACAAAGGUCAGAGAGAAAGAAAUGGAUUCAUUGUUUCGAAGGUGUGACCUGUAUCAUCUUCAUUGCUGCUUUGAGCGCCUACGACAUGGUGCUGGUGGAGGAUGAUGAAGUGAAUCGAAUGCAUGAGAGUCUGCACUUGUUCAACAGUAUCUGCAACCACCGUUACUUUGCCACCACUUCCAUUGUACUUUUCCUGAACAAGAAAGAUGUGUUCGUUGAGAAGAUCAAGAAAGCUCAUCUCAGCAUGUGCUUCCCUGAAUAUGAUGGCCCCAAUACUUAUGAGGAUGCUGGUAACUACAUCAAAAUGCAGUUCUUGGACCUGAACAUGCGCAGAGAUGUCAAAGAAAUCUACUCUCACAUGACCUGUGCCACAGACACAGAGAACGUCAAAUUUGUGUUUGACGCCGUAACCGACAUCAUCAUCAAAGAAAACCUGAAAGACUGCGGUCUUUUCUAAAAGACGAGCUAAGAUAGCAAAUAAAGGUUGCUGUUGUAGCCAUGUCAGAUCCCUCCUCAGUUUCAACUGUGACAUCUGCUGUGGAUCCAAGAUGAGAAACUGUCACUUCAAUCAGCUGUUCUCAAACUGAAAAUAAUUGAUUUUUUUUUGGUACAAAACUGAGUUGUAGCUUUGACCAAAGACUUCUGGCCACCUGAGACCAGAGGAAAGCACUCACAUCAGAAAAUCCUGUGCAGAUUUCAGAUGAGUUGAAUAUUAGUCAAGCUAACUUCUGUCCUGAACUAUACUUUGGAGGGCUACGCAAUCUGUAGUUAAAACAUCUUAAGCUUCUAUCAGCAUUCAAUGAUUUCUUCUAACAGGUACUAAAGUUAAUAGACAUAAGGCUAAAGUAUCAUCUCAGUAAAAGAAAACAAAAUGGCCUCACCACCUGCAAAUGCACUUCAACCUCUGUCAGAAAUAUUAAAGGAAGUUUGUCACUAGAAAUUGCUUUUCUAUACAGAAACAAGUCAACACAUGGUAAUACACACAGGUAAGAAACUCAGUUUAUAAGGAGAGUGUAAUUGUUAGAGGAUUACUUUUUGCAGUAGAUAAAGGGCCCCUGUAUAUAAAUAAAGUGUUUGACUGGAAAGUCCAUGAAGUGCAGUGAUACUGUAUUGGUCUGUAAAAUUGUUAAAAUCUUAGAUGCUAUAUAUUUUAAUUUAUAUACCCUAUAAGUUAUGAAAAACAUUAUUAAACUCCAGGCCUGUGAGCCAACAAUCAUGUACAGAGACAAAUUAAAUGACUGUAAAAGUUGAUUAAAUCUAUUAAAGCUUCUGUAGAAAACUGA